This is a messenger RNA of Dreissena polymorpha, 7458 nucleotides long. RefSeq names its product zinc finger protein 239-like. Gene Ontology annotation, biological process: regulation of transcription by RNA polymerase II. Lineage: Eukaryota; Metazoa; Mollusca; Bivalvia; Myida; Dreissenidae. Gene Ontology annotation, molecular function: DNA-binding transcription activator activity, RNA polymerase II-specific; RNA polymerase II cis-regulatory region sequence-specific DNA binding. The coding region runs from base 418 to 1527 and encodes 369 amino acids. Gene Ontology annotation, cellular component: nucleus. The transcript is spliced from 5 exons. The record is from RefSeq and is a predicted model, not a curated record.
CGUAAAUGUUGCUGCAAAGGCGUUGUAUUUCCUUAUUUUUUUGCCAAAUAGUUUUCCUUCCAAAACUGACACGACCAGAUAAAACCCUGUCAUUUAGUGCCAUUUUAGAUCAGAUGGUGACUGCUUACAAAGGAAUUAAAAUAUCGAGGUGACCAGUUUCCAGACAUUGGUUCGCUUGUGUACGAGAUUGGCCGAGACUAAAAAAACUGUAGUGUGCCACCUUAAGGUUUUAGUCAUUGGCGUGUAAGGCAAGAUAGUCCCUGGAGAAGAACUAAAGUACGUCAACAGCCUUGUCAGCGGAAAGACACUCCGUUGCAGUAACUGAAGAUUUGCGAGGUGACCAGUUUCCAGACAUUGGUUCGCUCCUGCUUGUGUACGAGAUUGGCCGAGACUAAAAAAACUGUAGUGUGCCACCUGAUGAUAUCUAUAAUGACAAGCACACAAAAAAGUUCUCCUCAGAUGGCCUCCAAAACUUACAAGAGAAGGAAACUAGGGACAGAAUGCAAUGACGUGGAUAGUGGCACAGACAGCAAGACUCCCAUUAUAGGGGAUAUUGAUUCAACCAUGCAACCUGACGUAAACUUUUAUAGUGUAAUUCAAGAAACCUUAAGCUCAGGCAGAACACCUGAUGACUUAAACUCUGUUUGUGUCAAACUUGAGACAGAUGAAAGUUAUAAUACAUGUAUGGCUAAUGGGUUUUUUUCUGCAUGUGUCCAAGUGAAACAGGAAGAGAUAUAUCAAGAUCACAAGCAAGAUGUCUUCAAUUUUUCAUAUGAAGAAUCAGAAGCGAAAGGAUGUGUAGCCAAGGAUCCAGAUCUUACCAAACAAGAUGGCUUCAACUUGGCAGGUGUAAAAUUAGAACAAACUGAAUGUAGCCAGAGUAGCAACUUGAAGACACACAUGAGGUUAUAUACAGAAGAAAAACGGUUCAAGUGUGAGGUGUGUGGUUGUGAGUUUAACCGGAGUGAUACCUUGAAGGAACACAUGAGGAUACAUUCAGGAAAACAACAGUUCAAGUGUGAACUGUGUGAUUAUAGAUGUAGUCAGAGUAGCAACUUGAAAAGACACAUAAGGAGACAUACAAGGGAAAGACCAUACAAGUGUGAGGUGUGUGGUUUUGAAUGUAUCCAGAGUUAUAACUUAAAAAAACACAUGAGGAUACAUACAGGAGAAAAACAGUUCAAGUGUGAACUGUGUGAUUAUAAAUGUAGUCAGAGUAGCAACUUGAAAAGACACAUAAGGAGACAUACAGGGGAAAGACCAUACAAGUGUGAGGUGUGUGGUUGUGACUUUAACCAGAGUAGUGCCUUGAAUGUUCACAUGCGGAUACAUACAGGAGAAAAAUGGUUCAAGUGUGAGGUGUGUGAUUAUAAAUGUAACCGUAGUAGCAACUUGAACGCACACAUGAGGAAACAUACAGGGGAAAGACCAUACAAGUGUGAGGUGUGUGGUUAUGCAAGUAGCUAUAGUUCUGACUUGAAGAAACACAUGAGGAUACACACAGGAGAAAAAACGGUUCAAGUGUGAGGUGUUUGGUUAUGACUUUAACCAGAGUUGUACCUGGAAGGUACACAUGACGAUUCAUACAGGAGAAAAAACGUACAAGAGUGAGGUGUGUGGUUAUGACUUUAACCAGAGUGGUACCUUGAAGGUACACAUGAUGAUACAUACAGGAGAAAAACUGUACACAUGUGAGAUGUGUGGUUAUGACUUCAACCAGAGUGGUACCUUGAAGGUACACAUGAUGAUACAUACAGGAGAAAAACUGUACAAGUGUGAGGUGUGUGGUUAUGACUUUAACCAGAGUAGUACCUUUAAGGUACACACGAGGAUACAUACAGGAGAAAGCACGUACAAGUGUGAGGUGUGUGGUUAUGCCUUUAACCAGAGAAGUGCCUUGAAGGUUCACAUGAGGAUAUAUACAGGAGAAAAAACGUUCAAGUGUGAGAUGUUCGAUUGUGUCUUUAACCAGAGUGGUACCUUGAAGGUACACAUGAGGAUACAUACAGGAGAAAGACUAUAUAAAUGUGAAGUGUGUGAUUAUAAAUCUAAUCAGAGUUUUUCCUUGAAAAGACACAUUGAGAUACAUAAAGGAGAAAGACUGAAAGCUUUAGGUACGUGGUUUUGCAAGAAACUAGAUUGGUUAAACUGAAAGAGACAAAUGCAUAUACAUACAAGAGAAAUACUGCACAAGUGUGAGGUCUGUGGUUAUGCAAGUAGCUGAAGUGGUCAAUUCAGGAGAAAUAUUAGGAUACAUACAGGAAAAGACUGUAUAAGUGUUAGCUGUAUGGUCAUGCAUGUAUAAAAGAGGUUUGUAACUUGAAGACUUACAUGAGGAUUCACACCGGAGAAAGACUGUGGAAGUGUGACUGAGGUGUGUGAUUAUACUUGUUAAGAGACUCAGAGUGGUCACUUGAAGAGGCAUACAUUAGAAAGACUGAACAAGUGUGAGGUUUACAGGACUGAACCUACACUAAGAACCAAACAAGUUAAUGUUUAGCUUAAGACUGAUACAUGUAAAGUCUUCGAUGCUUUUUUAUUCACAAUUAGGCCAGAAAAAAAGAUUCUGUGUUUCGGGUAAUCCGACCCUACCUAGCAGAACCCCGCCGACCCUAAAGUUUUUAAAGCCGAAUUUUUCGUGAAAUUUUAAGUCGUUAGCGCUUUAUUUUCAGGGGAGGUAAUCCUGUAUAAACUCAUAUGGCGUUCGGUAACAUUGUCGAAAAUGUCGGCAAUUUUACGUGUUUUUCAACCCAAACUGCAAACAUUCACAAAGAGAUAUGUGAAUGUUUCGUGUUUUUGAUGUAACGACUUCUUUCAAUAAGUAACAAAGGCACCUCCGAUGCCACGAGCAGACAUUCUCGAAAGUGUUUGACCUGACCGACGUUUUAGUCAGGGCCAAUUGAAAAUGCUAUGUUGCCGAUCCGAAUGUCCGUUAAGUAAUAAAAGAGCAACAAUUUAUUUAUUUCAAAGAAUUAAAGUCUGGAAAUAAAAGAGAGCUUAAAAGAAAUAUUAGCAGUAAACAUUACGUCGUAUUUUUGUUAACAUUCAUAAAAUGUUCCUGCGCAUGCGCAGCUAAAACUUCAGAGUAAAUAUGUCGAAAGUUUAUACACUCAAACGAAUACAUGUUCUGCAACUCAGAUCGUCGUAAUUGGGGUAUAAACAGUUAGUUACCCCAUAAAAUUUAUGCAUAAUAAUGCUUUUUCCUUGUGGCUAGUUUAUUGACUUGUAGUAAAAUUAUGAGUUGUCACAUGAUUUCGCCACCGAUAAAUUGUCAAGGAAACUUUCGUAAUACCGAGAAUUGCUUUGUGCUUUUUAAUCUUAGUCUGUUUAAUUUUAUUAUCGAUAUUCUUCAUGUGUUCUGUUGUUAAAGGAACUUCAUUCAUUCCUUACAAUUAUAAAUGUGAUUUUUUGUACAAAUAAAUUUAAUGCAUUGAUAAACUUACUAUCAGCAAUGCGUUUUUUCUGAAUGGGGGUGAGACGUCUGGCCUUCAAUUUUAGGGGGAAAAUAUACAAAAAAGAAGAAAGCGGGGAUUUUGUCAAAGGUCAACUUAAAAUGUUGGGAAAUUUGCACUAUUUUAAAGAAAUUUAUUGUGGGGAAAAGGCCUUUCCCAUGGGAAAAGGGGCCUAUAUAAGGCCCCUGCUAAAGAAGGAAAAACACCUGAUCAGUAUCUGACAUCUGUUGUUUAAACAGCAAUUUGCAUACUAAAUGAAUUUUAAAUUUCGAAAAAUUGAUUUGUUUUUAACCAGUUUAUUUUUAUAUAAAAUACUAUAAGUGUGUUGUGAUUUGUUAGAGGAUGGAUGUUGACAGUAGCAGUUUCAAAACAUAGGUUUGUAAAACGGACACGAUGAAUUUUAAUGGGUGGGAUAAUUCUGCAAAUUACUGAAAAUACGUGAAUAUUAAAUGGUUCAAUUGUUUUGUUAUUUGUAAUAGUAUUUAUAUUGGAAAAUUCGUUGUAACUUAUUUUUUAAACAAAUUUGUACUUCUUAAUAUGAACAUUGAAGUAUUUGAAAUGUAUUUUUUUAAUCUGACACAUAAAAAGCCCCAGAGAAAAAAUGCAACGGCGCUAAGGUAGCAUGUGCAGUUUAAUGUGCAUCAAUUCAUACGUAAUUUGAAGACCUAACUUCCAUGUAAUAACUUUACUUUCUGAAAAUAUUAGUGUUUGCUAUCUACAAAUUUCAUGAAGGUGAGCAUUUGAGUAUUUUGAUCCGACACAAUUUUUGUGAAUUCAAUCUCCCUUGGCAGUCCAAAAAUAUUAUUGCAACCAUCGAAGAGGAGGAGUUACAGUAAACUAUGAUAAGUAUUAAAUUAAUCAAAUAUAGAGGUAUUAUAAAUAGAUAAAAUAACAUGUACGCUUUCCAUUUAUAUGCACAUGUACAUUUUUAAGUAAAAUUUUAAUAUUUGUGAUUUCUUCAGAAUUUUUUUUUUCGAAUAGUAUUGAAUGUAUAACAUACAUUGAAAAAAAUUCGAAUGACAAAAAUGAUUUUAUUUUCAACAAUUGUUUACAAUUUACACCAAAGAAUGAAAGAAAUGUUUAAUACAAAACAUGUUAGUACUUGAAAUUAUUUUGAAAUAAUAGUUUGUUAUGGAUGCAAAGAAGUAGGCAGUAGGAACACCGUUGCAAUACUUAGAUUCUUGGGUAAAAAAAGAAAAGAUUCUUGGGUAAAAAAAAAAUCAAUCCCUACCCUACCUAGCUUUUUUGAGAUCGUUGCCCUAAACACAGAAUCUUUUUUUUGGGGCCUAAUUAUGUUUUCUGUUUGAUUUAAAGAAAUUAAUGAUAUUGCUUGAAGUUUAUAAUGUUAUUUGUUUAUAUUAAUAUUCAUGUUGUAAAAUCGAUAUACUAUGAAUGACAUGUAAGAUGGAAAGUUGAAAAUGCCAUUAAUUAUUUUAAAUGGUAAAAGGUUCCAUUACUGCAAAAUUCUGCUUUUUGCAUGGAAAUAAAUUGCUAUCUUCUCAAUUUUGACUCAAAAACAUGUUUAUUUUGGUUACACUAAGACAAUUAUGUUUUUUUUUAACUUAGUAUGUGUUAUUUGUUUCAAAAGUACUUUGUUUUUAGCUCACCUAAGCACAACGCUUUUGUGAUCGCCUUUUGUCCGUCGUGCGUCGUGAGCCGUCAACAUUUACCUUGUUAACUCUCUAGAGGCCACAUUUAUUGUCCAAUCUUCUUGAAAUUUGGUCAGAAGAUUGAACUCAAUGAUAUCGUGGAUGAUUUCGAAAAUGGUUACGUUUGCCUGAAAAACAUGGCUGCCAAGGGGCGAGGCAUUUUUCCUAAUAUGGCUAUAGUAAAAUCUUGUUAACACUCUAGAGGCCACAUUUAUUGUCUGAUCUUCAUGAAACUUGGUCAGAAGAUUCAUCCCAAUGAUAUCUUGGACGAGUUCGAAAAUGAUGCCAUUUGGUUGAAAAACAUGGCAGCCAGGAGGCGGGGCAUUUUUCCUUAUAUGGCUAUAGUGAAACAUUGUUAACACCCUAGAGGCCACAUUUUUUUCCGAUCUUCAUGAAACUUGGUUAGAAGAUUUGUCCCAAUGAUAUCGUGGACAGGUUUGAAAAUGGUAACCGUUGCUUGAAAAACAUGGCUGCCAUGGGGCGGGGCGUUUUUCCUUUAAUGGCUAUAUAUGGCUAUAGUAAAAUCUUGUUAACACUCUAGAGGCCACAUUUAUUGUCCAAUCUUCAUGAAACUCGGUCCAAAGAUUCAUCCCAAUAAUAUCUUGGACGAAUUCAAAAAUGAUGCCCUUUGGUUGAAAAACAUGGCGGCAAGGUGGCGGAUCAUGUUUCCGUAUAUGGCUAUAGCAAAACCUUGUUGACACUCUAGAGGCCACAUUUAUUUUCCGAUCUUCAUGAAACUUGGUCAGAAGAUUAGUCCCAAUGAUAUCUUGGACGAGUUCGAAAAUGGUUUUGGCUUCUUUAAAAACAUGGCCAUCAUGGGUCGGGGCAUUUUUAGCUCACCUGAGCACAACCUGCUCAUGGUGAGCUUUUGUGAUCGCCUUCUGUCCGUCGUCCGUUGUGCGGCGUCAACAUUUUGAGUUGUGGCCACUCCAGAGGCCACAUAUAUUGCCCGAUCUUCAUGAAACUUGGUCAGAACAUUUGUCCCAUUGAUACCUCGACUGAGUUCGAAACUGGGUCAUGCUGGGUCAAAAAAUAGGUCACUAAGUAAAAAAAAGGAAAACCUUGUGAACACUGUAGAAGUCACAUGUCAGCCCAAAUCUCCGUGUAACAUUGUCUAAAUGAUUUGUUGGUUGAGUGCAAAAAUGGUUACGUUCCCUUGAAAAACAUGACCGCCAGGGGGUGGGGCAGUAUUCCUAAUAUGAAUACAGAGAAAUCUUGUGAACACUCUAGAAGUCACAUUUUUUGUCCAAUUAUUAUGAAACUUGGUUAAAACAUUGGUUUCAUUGAUAUCUCGGACGAGUUCGAAAAUGGUCCAGAUCGGUAAAAAAAAUAUGGCCGCCAGGGGGCGGGCCAGUUUUCUCUUUUAUGUAUAUAGUGAAAACAUGUGAACACUCUAAAAGGCACAUUUUUGGUCUAAUCUUCAUAAAAAUUUGGCCCGAACAUGUGUUUUCUGGAUAUGACGGUUGAGUUCAAAAAUGGCUCGGAUCAGUAAAAAAACAUGGCCGGGUGGGGGUCAUUUUCCUUAUAUUAUAUAGUAAAAAAAGCUUGUGAACACUAGAAGUCACAUUUUUUGCCUAAUCAUCAUAUUUUUUUCUAAGCAUCGAUUUUAUAGAUAUCUCUAACGAGUUCGAAAAUGGUCUUGACGGUGAAAAAACAUGGCCCCCAGGGGGUGGGACAGUUUGCUCUAUACGUAUAUAGUGAAAACAUGUGAACAGUCUAGUUCUGAUUAGCCAUAAUGUUUAAGAAAGAUAACCUGUACAUACUUUAUAAAAGUUAACUCCCUUGUAUAAACAUGGUACUUUCUUCAUAAAAUGUGGUGUACAUAAAGACAGUAGUUUGCAUGCAAUUUAAUAAACCUAUUGUUUCUAUGUCAUAAAAUAACUGUACAUGUACUAAUGCACUGUAAAGCCUUAUCUUUGAUCUUUACUGAUAAGCCAAGUUAACCUACUGUGUUUUGGUGUAUUGAUUGAACAUCUAAGAUCAAUUGGAUUGGGAAAAUCAAUAAUCUCAGCAGACUACUGUGCUAUGAAACUAUUUCCAUGGCAACCUUGACUCCAGUAAAUUGCAUUUGCUUACCUGUACAUAUUUAGUGCAGUAGAUAAUGAUCAUCCAUAAAGGAGACAUACUGCUGAUCAUUUUCAUGCAUCUUGUUCACUAUGGUGUCAUUAUUUUGCAUUUACAUGUGUAUAUACUUUGUGUACAUACUGUAAUUCAGUUCUUUCUGAGUAGUGUUUAGAUGAUGUUUAAUGUCUCAACUGCCAGUAACUAAUUAAUGACACAAGUCUGUCAUCUGAUAACAAGUAUAUGUCAUGUUUAUACUAAAAAUGAGGAAUUUUGUUAAAGGAACAUGAAUAAGA